Molecule: messenger RNA, 5807 nt
Organism: Coregonus sp. 'balchen'
Lineage: Eukaryota; Metazoa; Chordata; Actinopteri; Salmoniformes; Salmonidae
Source: the annotation of a GenBank genome assembly
AUGGAGGGAGGGUACGAUAGACUGAGACAGAAAUCGUCUGGGAUCAGUUAUAUGGAGGGAGGGUAUCAAGAGACUGAGGACCGAAAUGUAUGGAUCAGUAUAUGUGAGGGAGGGUAUCGACUAGACUGAGGACAGACUGUAGGCAGUAUAUGAGAGUAACGAAAUAGACGGGACAAGAACUGUCUGGUCAGUAUAUGAGGGAGGGAUCAACUAGACUGGACAGAACGUCUGAUCAGUAUGGGACUAGGUGUGUAUCGACUAUUACAGCUCCCUGAGGGACGCCCUGGACAACACAGCAGAGGUCCCCGAUGCUGCUCGCCUGAUGGGGUGAGGUGGGUGGCUGCCAGGGCUCCCAAGCCCCACUUCAGCAGGUCCCUGUGGCCAUGUUGACCCUUUUCCAUGUCCUCACGGUAAGGCCAAUGAAGCUUUGGCAAAAGACCCCCAGGAGGUGCUAUGCUACAGGCGGAUGAGGUCCUACAUCGACAGUUUCUUAUGGCUUGUCAGGACAUGUGCCACCACUUUGCGAACAGGGCCAAGGAGAGCAGGCCAUUGUGGGGAAAACUGGAAAACGGUCCAACCGCCAUGCUGUGGCUAGGUCCCGCCAUAACCACGUCAACAACCAGGACUGGCAGUGCUCUGAGUGAGGAUUCCCCCACUUCCCUAAGAUCCAGUGCGUCCCCAGAGCUGUGUCCCAGCUGCCAUGGGCGUUAAGAAGAGUGGAGAACACACCUGGAACCAGGAAGGAGUGUCACCUUCGCCGCUCCCACUUCUCCUCUGAACACCUCCGUUCUGAAUACCUGGAGGAGGAGCCCAGCUCAUACGCAGGCAGAAGGAGAGCUUGGUCGCCAGGCAGCAGGAGAAGGACCAGGAGGCUAAGAGUAGGAGCAGAGAGGAGGGCCAGUGAGGCCUUGGCUGAACCACCUCCAGGCCAGGAGGAGGAGGAGGAGGAAGAAGAGGCAUGAGGAAGGAAGGGGAUCAAGAAGAGCCAGCCAAAGCAGAAGAGCGAGGGUAGAGCAGAGGGCAAGAGGAGAGGGGCAGCAGGGGGUGUUGCUAAACCUCUGAACCCCCCCUGCGGUAAAGCCUGGAGGCAGAGGUCACGCCAGGCCCAGCGCAGGCCCGGCAUCGUGGGGGUUGAAAGCUCAGGCCCCCCCAGGAGGAGAUUGGGGACCUGGACUCCUUCGUCAACCAGCACUACAAGGCUAAGGCCCUCCGCGCUGGCAGCCGCAGGUCCUCCCGGUCAAACGCAGGACCCGCCAGAGGAAGGAAAGGAGCCGCAGCCUGGAGCCAGUCUGGGAAACUGGGCCAGGGCUGGGGCUGGGGCGCAGCCGUAGAGCCGGAGACUUGUUGGGGCCAGCGAAACACUCUGGGAAGAGGAUCCUGACGGGCACGUUACUGGGUCAGAGGAGGAGGGGGCUCUGGAGAUGUAAGCUCAUCGAACAAGAGGCGCUGGAUGUCAUUUCAGGGUGGGCGGCUCAGACUGGAUAUCAGCCUGUGUGUGCUCUCUAUCCUGUAGCCAGUGUCUGCUGGCCAUGGAUCUCUUCUUCAAGAAACGCCUGCGGCUGCGCCGGGCCAAGGUUGGCUCUGCCCUGAGUCAAAACUCUGCCUUGCUGUGCUACGGUAGAUUUACCCAUUGCAUGUGGACAGUGAUGCUGUGGUCAGUUCUUUUAAAACCCUCAAGUGAAGGAACACGUUAGUGUGUCCGCAUCAAUGGAUUGCUUUGUGGGGCUUGCUUCAAGGGAUAAUAAUUUAUGACGACGUAUGCUGUUUUGUGUGCCUUUUGACCAACUUGUGAAGGAUAUUUAAAACUCUAGGAAAUUAAUGGGAUUUUGAUAUAUUUGAGUGAAUUCAGUGGAAACAACAAAAGGGUUGUUUUUGGAUAUUUAUUGUAAAUUUUUAGGAGUGUUAUAUUGCCAUAUUAUAAAUUCUUGAUGUGAAAAGGAAUUCACUAAUAGUUUCAUGAUAAAGGAGUCAGUAAUUAAUAUAAAAGACCCAGCUCAUACUGUUCUGCCAGCCCUUCCAAAGAGUCAGUAAGCUGUGUACUCUAACAACUAGAGAACCAUUGUAUCUUAGAAUGAAAUCAACCUUUAUUUGAAAAUGUGAUUUCUACAAGCGAAAUGUGCCUUGAAUGAAAUUUGGAUAUAAACAGUGCCGACCGAUGAUUUAUUCCAUAUUAAUUUUGCAUAAGCAAGCGGGAUGUUUCCAAAUAAACAAAGAGGCAUAUGCUCCUGUAAGUCGCUCUGGAUAAGAGCGCUGCUAAUGACAAAAUGUACAUGUAAUGUAAAUGACUUAGACUGAGACAGAACUGUCUGGAUUCAGGAUAUGGAGGGAGGGUAUCAAAACUAGACUGAGACAGAACGGUCGGAUCAGUAUUGAGAGUAACGACCUAGACGGAACAGAACGGUCUUGCGAAUGCAGUAUAUGGAGAGUAACGACUAGACCUCUAGACUGGGGACGAACUGUCUGGAUCAGCAGUUAUAUGGAGAGUAACGACUAGACUAGACUGGGACAGAAUGUCUGAUCAGUAUAUGGAGAGUAGUGUAAGACUAGACUGAGACAAGAACUGCAUUGGCAUCAGUAUAUGGAGAGUAACGCUAGAUGGGACAGAAACUGUCGGUGAUCAGAUAUGGAGAGUAAGACACUGACUGAGACAGAACUGCCUGGAUCAGUAUAUGGAGAGUAAGAAGAGUAAACGACUAGACUGAGACAGAACUGUCUGGAUCAGUAUAUGGAGACGAGGGUAUCGACUAGACUGGGACAGAACGGCCUGGAUAGUAUUGGAGGGGAGGGUAUCGACUAGGACUGAGACAGAAAUGCCUGAUCAGUAUAUGGGAGAGAAGGGUAUCAACAUACUGGGGACAGAACGUCUGGAUCAGUAUAUGGAGGGAGGGAUCGACUAGAUGAGACAGAACUGUCUGGAUCAGUAUAUGGAGGGAGGCGGUAUCGACUAGACUGGGACAGAACUGCGGAUCAGUAUCUGGAGGGAGGGGUAUGGAUCAACGAGACGAGACGAACUGUCGGGAUACGUAUGGGAUGAGGUUAUUUGUAUCGACUAGACUGGACAGACUGUAUGGAUCAGAUGGGAUGAGGUGUUGUAUCAAAACUAGACUGAGACAGAACUGUCUGGCAUCAGUAGAUGGAGAGUAACGACCUUAGCGACUGGGGACAGAACUGUCUGGACAGAUAUGGGAGUAACGACUACUAGACUGGGACAGAACUUCGGGAUCAGUAUACUGGAGGAGGGCAUCAACUAGGAGGAGACAGAACUGUCUGGAUCAGUAUAUGGAGCGUAACGACUUGGACUGAGACAGAACUGUCUGGAUCAGAUCUGGAGAGUAAAAGACUGACUGGGACAGAAAUGUCUGGAUCAGUUAUGGAGAGUAACGACUCGACUGGGACAGGAACUUCUGGCUCAGUAUAUGGAGAGUAACGAUAGAAUGGGACAGAACUGCGGGAUCAGUAUAUGGAGGAGGGUAUCAACAGAUGAGCAGAACGCCUGGCUCCAGUAUAUGGAGAUUAACGACGAGGACUGGGACAGAAAUGUCUGGAUCAGUAUAUGGAGAGUAACGAACUAGACUGGGAACAGAACUGUCUGGAUCCGUAUAUGGAGAAGUAACGACUAGACUGAGACAGACGGCCUGGAUCAGUAUAUGGAGGGAGGGUAUCGACUAGACGGGACAGAAGAAACUGUAUGGAUAGCUAAUGGAGGGGGGUAUCAAACUAGACUGAGGGGACAGAACUGUCUGGAUCAGUAUAUGGAGGGAGGGUAUCGACUAGACUGAGACAAAGAACUGUCUGGAUCAGUAUAUGGAGAGUCACGAGAGACUGGACAGAACUGUCUGGAUCAGUAUAUUAUGGAGGGAGGAGGGGGGUAUCAAACUAGACUGAGACAGAACUGUCUGGAUCAGUAUGGGAGAUGAGGUUUUGUUUGUAUAGAAUAGACGGAACAGAACUGUAUGAUCAGUAUAUGGAGGAGGGUAUCAACUAGACUGAGACAGAACUGUCUGGAUCAGUAUAUGGAGGGAACGACUAGACUGGACAGAACUGUCUGGAUCAGUUAUAUGGAGAGUAAACGACUAGACUGAGACAGAACUGUCUGGAUCAGUAUAGGGAGGAGUAACGACUAGACUGGGACCGACAGAACUGUCUGGAUCAGUAUAUGGAAGAGAGUAAACGACUAACUUAGACUGAGAAGAACUGCCUGGAUCAGUCUAUGGAGGGAGGGGGUUAUAGAAUAGACUGAGACAGAAAUGCUGACUCAGUAUAUGGAGGGAGGGUAUCACGUAGACUGAGACAGAACUGUUGGAUUUCAGUAUAUGGAGGGAGGGAUCGACAGACUGAGACAGAAGUCUGGAUCAGUAUAUGGGAGUGAACGACUAGGAUGGACAGAAACUGUUUGAUCAGGAUAUGGCGGGAGGGUAUCAAUAGGAAUGAGAAGAACUGUCUGGAUCAGUAGGGAUAGGUGGUAUGACAUUAAAGUCCCUGAGGGACUACUGGACAACACAGCAGAGGUUCCCGAUGCUGCUCUGGCUGAUGGGGUGCGGGGGGUGGGCGGCCAGGGCUCAAAGCCCCACUUCAGAAGGUACCCCUGUGGCAUGUGGACCCAUUCCAAUGUCCUCACGGUACAGGCCAAUGAAGCUCUGGCAAAAGACCCCAGGAUGGUUGUGCGACAGGCGAUGAGGUCCUAAUCCACGUUCUUGGGAUGUCAGGCAUGUGCCACCCACUUUUGAGAACAUGGCAAGGAGAGCUGUCCCUUGUGGGAAACAAACUGUCCACCGCCUGCUGUGCUUAUGGUCCGCCAUAACCACGUAAACAACCGACUGGGCAGGUGUGCUAUAGUGAGGAUCCCCACUUCCCUAAGAUCCAGUGGCCGUCCCCAGAGCUGUGUCCCAGCUGCCAUGGGGUUAAGAAGAGUGGAGAACACACCUGGAACCAGGAAGAGCUGCUCACCUUUCUCCGCUCCCACUUCUCCUCUGAACACCUCCUUUCUGACUACCUGGAGGAGAGGCCCAGCUCAUCAGCAGGCAGAAGGAGAGCUUGGUCGCCAGGCAGCAGGAGAAGGACCAGGAGGCUAAGAGAGGAGCAAGAGGGAGGGCCAGUGAGGCCUUGGCUGAACCCCUCCAGGCCAGGAGGAGGAGGAGGAGGAAGAAGAGGAUGAGAGGAAGGGGCUCAAGAAGAGCCAGCAGCAGAAGAGGAGGUAGAGCAGAGGGCAAGAGGAGAGGCGCAGGGGGGUAAACCUCUGAACCCCCCCCCUGGGUAAAGCCUGAGGCAGAGUGUCCCGCCAGGCCCCAGCGCAGGCCCAGCAUCGUGGGGUUGAAGCUCAGGCCCCCCCAGGAGGAGAUUGUGGACCUGGACUCCUUCGUCAACCAGCACUACAAGGCUAAGGCCCUCCGCGCUGCAGCCGCAGGGUCCUCCCCGCGUCAAACGCAGGACCCUGCAGAGAAGGAAGAGCCGCAGCCUGGAGCCAGUCUGGAAAUGGGCCAGGGCUGGGGCUGGGCUGCAGCCCGUAGAGCCGGAAAGGGCUUGUUGGGGCAGCGCAACACUCUGUGGAAGAGGAUCCUGACGGGCCAGUAUACUGGGUCAGAGGAGGAGGGGGCUCUGGAGAUGUACGCUCAUUCAACAAGAGGCGCUGGAUGUCCUUCCUGAGCGUGGGCUUCUCCAGACUGGAUAUCAGCCUGUGUGUGCUCCUCUACUUCCUGUCCUCCAUGUGUCUGCUGGCCAUGUAUCUCUUCUUCAAGAACCGCCUGCGGCUUGCGCCGGGCCAAGGUGGCUCUGCCCUGAGUCAACUCUGCCUUGCUGUGCUACUGUAG